CAGUAAUUCAAUACGAGCAAAAAAGAAUCUUCUCACUACAUCAAAAAUCCUGUUCUUUUUCUUGAAAAAAAAAAUUCAGUGUCAAUCGUCACUCGCGAGUCUGAGAAUGAAAGAUUGGGGGAGGCCACGUGAGCACCAUGCAACGAAGAUAACAAUCGGAGGUCACCUUCCGAGUGAUUACGAAUACGGCUUUUCCUUCCAACAGUGACGCUGCAAAGGCAAGAGGAUGAUCUGGCUUGUUGAUCCUAUUACCUCCUACUCGUAUUGAACAUGAUACAAUCUCUGACCUCUUAUUUCCAUUUCACACAAUACUUCCAUCGCCACAGAUGUGCUCGUACUUCUAUCUUAUUCCCCCAGCGACAUCGGCCAUUAGCCCGCAAGGAUGCAGUCUCAGUAAUGACAUCAACCAGACACUACGUGUGAUACACAGGAUGAGUCAGCAGUCGCCACCUUGCGUCGGCCUCCUCCCAGACCACUUUUGAAACGGCGUGCAUCCUCCUUGCUGUUGUGAUUGCAGCACCAAAAGUCAGUAUUCAGGAUACAGGAUUCAAAAUGCAAAUUGUCUUCAACCUCAAGGGCUAGCUUACCUUCUUCGACAUCGAUACAGAACCUGCUUGCAACCUCGCUUGAUCUUUGAUCUCCACAGCUGAAAGCUCAUCUUGCAGCGAUUAUUACCGAAACUUGAACCUGCAUCUUGAUCAACACUCCAGUCAUCAGAAGGCGUCACCACUUGUUGUCCAGCGUCCAACCAAAGAAUCCACUGGGCUGAGAUCUGAGCUUCGUUCCUUUCCUGCCAGCACCGUCUCGGAUUUUCACAACCACUUUCUUUGUCUCCUUGUUGGGAAAAACUGACAUCCACGUACCUGUGUCUUUGCCUGAGCUCAUUUGCUCAUGGAGUUUGCAUUUAGCGCAGAGGGACGCUUCUUGCACUGAGCCACAUUUCUUCUUGUUGGAGCACAGUUUUUGGUUUCCGUCUCCGCCUGCUGCUGCACAUUUGUGGUACACUCGUGGUUGGUCGGCCCAGUGCCUGCAUGGAGCGUGGUACACGUCCUCCACGUAGCACAUGUUGGACUGGAAAUUGAGUAGCUCCAAGAUAUGGCUAUGAUAUACCGAUCGCUGUCAUGGGUCCGGAAGUCCUUUGACAUACCUUGAAAGGAUUCUUUGAUGGCCCUCCGACUUUCAUUGUCAGUUGAGCCAUCAAGGCAUUCAUUCUUUGUGCUCGAACAAUACACUGCUGUUUUCCAUUGUCGGUCAGUGAGUUCGAGGCUUCCCAUGUCGGCCUGCCUCCGGCAGAAUGCAUGUUGAAGCUUUUGUUCAAGACUGAGAAGAUAUGCGGUCUUGCGGCAGGCCUUCCAGAGCCACUGUCUUCGGCUGUGAAGAUUUUGGUUCCAGGUAAUGCGCUGAAGAUAUCCUAAAAGACGGACUACAUCUUCACUUCUCUGCAAAGCUUCUUUUGAUGCCGAAAUGAAGCAGGUGGUCCAAACAAACCAUCUCUGUACGCUUGCUAUACUAUACCUCUAUUUGUUGCAUUGUUAUUGUCAAAUGAGGCACAACAAGGAAUCCUGUUGCUCCUCUUGCUAACAAACACCACGGGAACAUGGCUCAUAGCCGGCUUCAUAUCGAGCCGUCUUUCAAGUCGCCUCGCUGCAGGACAAAGCCAACCUUUGAACCGGGAUGACAAGCUCAUCGAUCAGAGAUUACUGGACGCAUGUGAGAUAUCUGUUAUUGCGCAGUAUGAGACGACAAAGGCGUGAAUCCUCCACUCCACGAAUCAACUUUAUGAGGAGAUGAGUUGAUGGACUUUGUCUAUGAAAGCUCGGACCACAUGGCAUUAGGAAUUCCUCCAGACCACAUUCCUGUGCCUCACCACGUUUCCCGGUCAUCUUCACAGUCUUGUUUACGUCCGUCAUUUGCGAUACAUCUGCCCCCAUUGCUUCGUUACUGACUCCAAACUACCACUUCGCAGCGUUGCAAGACAAUGCGAACAUUUCGACCAUGUCUCUCGCAGACUCACCCGAUGGCAUGUUCCGACCAGAAGAUAAGGCAUUCAAAAUGCUUUUCGGGGCAUCUACUGACGAGGGCAAUUCCUUCGAAGAGUUCUUCAAUGAAGACAUGUACAAGCUGGACGGUAAUGACGAAGAGAACAAAGAGCAGGCUCACCAUUCUGAGGACUUCUUUGGCAACGGGGGCUUCAACGGAGAUCAGUACAAACUUCCCUCGCUCACUCUACGGUCAAACGAGCAGAACUCGCCAACCCAACCCUGGCGAGAGGGAGUAUGGUGCCUAAGGCAAAGAGGACAGCAUUCAGCAUUGAUGGUGGAGAAGACACGCAGAUCCGAAACAAAGCGACCAUCUCCAAUGCAAACAAUGGAUGUCGUCAACCAGUACACCCAGAGAGCGCCUGCUCCAGCCUCGUUGGAUGUGAACUUCCUGGGCCGAACAAAGCGAUAUGCGACCUCCCCACACGCCGGCUCAAUAGAUUCGCCCAGCUAUUCACAUCCUCCCUUCCACCGUGAAGCCACUCUUUCUCCAAGCCCAAUGUAUUGCCAACUUCCUACCUCACUCAAGGCCGGUCACGGCGAGACUAGCACGUGGCAACAAGAUUUCCAGAAUUUCCAUAUCUGCUUACCUUACGAACCACGGCUUCAGUCUCCUUCGCUCCACUCGCCCUCGACCAUCAGAAUGCAGGACCAACAGGCAGUAUCGACCCGUCAGAUGAAUUCGGCGAGAAUGGCCGAAAACCACGGUGUCGCUCUGUCACCGAGACUUCAAGCAUUACGAGAAGGAUAUUAUUCGGGUGCGAUUGAUCCAUUUGUCUUUGAGACGCAGGAGCUCCAGCAGAGUCCGUCUCAUUACGAGCCCCUGUCGCCACGACACCCGCGUGCCAACACUCAUGGACCAUUGUCAAUGCAUUCACCCAGCAGCGGCAGCGUUCCAUCAUCGGGCAGCUCUCAUCAUUCUUAUGAGGCAAGAUCUCAGACCUCAAACACCAGUGUUGACAUGCAUUCACAGCCAGUAUACUCUCCGCCUACAAUUCUAUCGCACCCGCCUCUCCCAACCUUGGAGCCAGAAGAAACCUACCCUGUGUUAGCUGCGCCGAACCCUCAACGCAUUCCUCAUCCAAUUUUGCAGCAGCCGAUACAUGCUCCGCUCGCAGGGCUAGGUAUCCGAUAUCCAGAGUUGGACCAGAUGAGCCAAGCAGUCCUCUACGAGCCACAGACAUAUACCAUGCAAGACUCUGCAACUGUUGGAAUGGCGUUGCCGUAUCCUCCUCCAGCGCGGCCCGCACCGGGCGCCCUGUCUUCAUAUCCCCCUCUUCCACCACCUCCCUCGUACGUGUUUUCUGAUCAUUCGCCGUUCACGACUCCUCGCAAGCAGCGACGGUCACCAUCACGGUCACCUUCGCCUCCGAUCUCGCCAACAAACAUCAGCCCUCGCAGAAAUCCGCGCCGUUCACCAACGAGGACGGUCACAGAUUAUACUCAUAGUCGACGAAAGUCGAUUCAUAAAUCGGGCCCAAUCAAAGAUAACACUACACAAGAGCCACUGCCGACUCCUCGGGCUCGGUCGUCUUCCAGACCGCCUCGCACACCGAAAGGUCCGAAGACACCCACCGGUGGCGGCCAGCUAGUUGACUUCGUCAAUUUCACACCAGCGGAUUCAGCAAAACUGAUGAAUGAUGUCGCUCCAAGUGGCAGUUCCAAGACCAGAGCUCGGAGGGAACUGGAGGCAAGGGAGAAGAGGAAGAAAUUGAGCGAAGCUGCAUUGAAAGCAGUGAAAGUUGCAGGUGGCGAUGUGGCUGUUUUUGAGAAAGCGAUCUUUGCAUAAUGAAUGCUGCUGUACGGAUACUGUUAUAAUAAUGUAGUUCUUAAACUGCUGUAGUGCAAGUCAAUCGGGAGUCCAGCUGUCAUACGUUGCACAGCAGAAUAUGUAUGUCUUAUUUACCUUGCGCCAAUAUCAGAACAUUCC
Exophiala xenobiotica is the source of this 3969-nucleotide messenger RNA. RefSeq lists its product as uncharacterized. The record is from RefSeq and is a predicted model, not a curated record. NCBI's taxonomy places the organism in Eukaryota, Fungi, Ascomycota, Eurotiomycetes, Chaetothyriales, Herpotrichiellaceae. The coding region runs from base 1996 to 3828 and encodes 610 amino acids. The transcript has 2 exons.